CUGUGGCGGCGGGCUCGCGCUGCUGAGACAGGCAGAGCUACUGAGGACCGGUGGCGCGCGCUCACAGACUCCCCUCUCUCUCUCUCUCUCUCUCUCUCUCUCUCUCAGCCUCACACACACACACACACACACUCAACCCAAACAAAGGAGAGCACGCGAGGCAGCACAGCAUCUCCCACCUCCUCCUCUCUCAGCAUCCCACCACCACCACCACCUCCUCUCAGAACCGGUCCGGUACCGAGGCUCCAGCUACCGACACCAUGACGACCAACGGCGCGUCUAACGGCACCAGCGACAUGCUGCAGAUCCAGUUCGGUCUCAUCAACUGCGGGAACAAAUACCUAACGGCCGAGACGUUCGGCUUCAAGAUCAACGCGUCCGCGUCGAGCAUGAAGAAGAAGCAGAUCUGGACUCUGGAGCAGAGCGGAGACGACUCCAGCGGGAACGUCUUCCACCUCAAGUCUCACCUGGGCCGGUACAUCGCCGCCGACAAGGACGGGAACGUCACCGGAGACAGCGAGACACCGGGUGCGGAGUGCCGGUUCGUCAUCACCGCCCACGACGACGGCCGUUGGUCGCUGCAGUCCGAGCCGCACGGCCGUUACCUAGGCGGCACCGAGGACCGCAUCAUCUGCUUCGCGCAAACCGCGUCCGUCGCGGAGAAAUGGAGCGUCCACAUCGCCAUGCACCCGCAGGUGAACAUCUUCAGCGUGACGCGCAAGCGGUACGCGCACCUGAGCGGCAAGGUGGACGAGAUCGCCAUCGACCGCGACGUGCCGUGGGGGGUGGACUCCAUGAUCACGCUGGUGUUCCGCGAGCAGCGCUACCACCUGCAGACCUCCGACAACCGCUUCCUGCGCAACGACGGCGCGCUGCUGGCCACCGCGGACAAGAGCACCGGCUACACGCUGGAGUUCCGCUCCGGGAAGGUGGCGUUCAGAGACUGUAGCGGCCGGUACCUGGCGCCUUCAGGGCCCUCCGGGACCAUGAAGUCCGGCAAGAGCAUGAGGGUGGGCAAGGAUGAGAUGUUCGUGUUGGAGCAGAGUCACCCGCAGGUCGUCCUCACCGCGGCCAACGAGAGGAACGUCUCCACCCGCCAAGGUAUGGACCUGUCAGCCAAUCAGGACGAGGAGGGCGACCAGGAAGUGUUCCAGGUGGAGAUCUGUCGCGAAAACCGGAAGUGCGCCUUCCGGACCGCCGCUGGGAAAUACUGGACCCUGACUGCUAACGGCGGCCUGCAGUGCACCGCCUCCACCAAGUCAGCUAAUUGCUACUUUGACAUUGAGUGGCGUGGGAAGAGGCUGACUCUCCGGGCUGCCAAUGGGAAAUACGUCGCCGCCAAGAAAAACGGCCAGCUAGCAGCCACCAUCGACUCUGCCGGUGAGUCCGAGGAGUUUCUCAUGAAGCUGAUUAACCGCCCGAUCAUCGUGCUGCGCGGGGAUCACGGCUUCAUCGGCUGCAGGAAGGUGACGGGGACGCUGGACUCCAACCGCUCCACCUAUGACUACUUCACCCUGGAGUUCAGAGACGGAGCCUACAGCCUGCAAGACUCCACGGGUAAAUACUGGAUGGCGGGUAACGAGCAGGCGGUGGUGAGCAGCAGCGACACGCCCGUCGACUUCCUCUUCGAGUUUUGCGACUACAACAAGCUGGCCAUCCGCCACGCCGCCGACAGCAAGUACCUCCGCGGCGACCACGCCGGCGUGCUGAAGGCCAACGCCGACGACCUGGAGACCGCCACGCUCUGGGAGUACUGAGGGAAGCGGGGGAUGCUGCGGUGCCGAUGAAUGACGACGCAGCACGGCAUACAUCUACCUAUCCACACCCACCCAACCCCCACUCCCCGUUCCUCCCGUUCCUCAUAUUAUAUCCUGUACUUAUGACUUUAUAUGUUGAUGAACUGCACAGAGAGAACAGGAAGGAAGGACACUCCUUUCUCUCCUGCCUCCCUUUCCUUCCCUUCAUCCUCUUUCCCAGCUCUGCUCUGCAGCGCCGACCUUUAUCUGUUGCCAUAGUUACCGUGGGGCUGUGCACUUUUUUUCUGCUCCGAUCUGGUUUCGCUGCUCGACCUGUCACUCGCUCCCUCCUCGCCUUACGAUUGGGCCGUCCCUCUCCCAGAGCAGAGCAGAGCCACGUUUAAAGAGCCCCCUCCUCUCUGAGUUAACCCCCUCGUCUUUCUACUGUGUCUCUAUUGUCUGUGUGAGCAGCACAUGGUGGCAGUAUUUAUGCUAACUGACCUGGUCUGCUAGAUCUGUUUUUCAACCUGAUCUAAUCUCCCAAAACAGAUCCCACCACCGGAUAAAAUCUGCUUCCUGUUAGCUGGAUAUACAAGAUGGAGACGGUGGGUCUGUGUUUGUGCGGUUGCGUCACGCAGAAACAGAUUUUCUGCUUCUGUCAGACCAGGUCGAGUAUGUUUGUUUUCAUGAGCAGGCCCUGUUGCCUCUGUGUGAUGUGAUAUAACUGGAGUGGAUCUGAUGAUGAUAAAGAUAUCGAAGAUGAUGUAACUGACGGGUUUAACCCCCCCCCCCCACCCUUAUUCAUCUCAACUGUAAGAUAUUCAAAUGUAAACCCGUUUCCUGUGUUGUUCUCUAGCUGUGUUCUCAUUGGACCAAACAGGAUGUAGGAAGUUAAAACACUAAUUCCCCCCCUCCACACACUAAACCUAUUGUCCCGAGAACAGUAUAAAGAAAAUAGAAACGGUGUGGUCACAUACUGUGUGUUUACUGCACCCACCUGUCUUACUGGAAGAAAAAAAAGCACUCCCUGAUACACGGUCGGAUUUCCUUUUUCUAUGUCCAAGGCACAGACAUUAUCAUGGAUACAGUAGGUAGCCGUAGCAACUGGAGUGAAAUGAUUUAUAAACCCUUUUUUGAACGCUGCUUUUUGAAUCCCUCAACCAAACCUAGACCUCAGCCUUUACCUAGACCAAACCUUUGAUACUGGAUUAACAGAAACCAUCAUCUCACGCACAACCGACACAACUGGAACCUGGUGCUACUAACGCCUCUAAUAACUCAUGACAUGUUAAGAAAUGUUACAGUCCUUGUGGAGCAUUGUCGAGCAUCUCACACACUAUCUGCUGCGUCUCUGCCCCUGCACUUGAGAGCCUUGCCGUAUAACCGAAGGGGCUGAAAGAGCGCCAUUAAUAACCUAAAUCUGCUGCUUCUUCUGCUGAAGUAUCACAGUGAGAUGUGACCAAAUUGUAUUUGUUUUUGUUGGAUUUUUCUGUUCCUGACUCAUCAGUGAAGUUAUAUACGUUUAAAAAAAAAGAAAAAAAAAAAAGAAGCAGACUUUGAAUUUGUCAUAACCGAAAUGUCUGUUAUGCAGUCGUGUAGCACAAUGCACCCAUGGGUCCUGCCCUCUUUGAUUCUCUACCCUUCAGCUUUCUCCAUUAAGUAGCAAUGCUUUCUGUUUACUGUUUUUCUUUUUUACAAUACAGCAAAGAUUAUGUUGGCACUGGGGCCUAAAUUGUUGGGCUCUUCCACCCAUCACCGUCAUCAAGCGUUCCUCUGAUGUGAAAAUCAGUAUGGAAAACCAAUCAUUGUAGCCCCAUGAAAUGAUACAUGAUUGUAGCCAGCUCCUCACCAUGUCUGUCCACUUUUCUCUCUGAAGUUUCAAGCGUUUUUUGCAUGAAGGGUUGAGAAUCUCAAGCGAAUAAAAGGAGCGGUUCUCCUCGGAGAACUUAGACAAACGGAUGUGGAAGGGUAAACAUGUGGUAAUGACUGUGCCUUACUCUUGAGUUUUUGGGCAGUAGAAAAAAAAAAAAAAAAAAGAAUCCACAUCUUUGCUUUGUAUAACUGGAACUUCUUUUUGUAUUAUUAUUUUGUAUAAUUUUUUUGAUAUUGUGGAUUAACCUCUCUCUCGUGCCAUUGGUUCACCUGAAAUCCAACGACCAAUAAAACUGGGAUUUGGAACGCUA
Messenger RNA from Sebastes umbrosus (honeycomb rockfish), 3919 nucleotides. RefSeq names its product fascin actin-bundling protein 1a (gene fscn1a). The record is from RefSeq and is a predicted model, not a curated record. Gene Ontology annotation, molecular function: protein-macromolecule adaptor activity; actin filament binding. Bases 261 to 1757 code for a protein of 498 amino acids. Gene Ontology annotation, cellular component: cytoplasm; microvillus; actin cytoskeleton. NCBI's taxonomy places the organism in Eukaryota, Metazoa, Chordata, Actinopteri, Perciformes, Sebastidae. Gene Ontology annotation, biological process: actin filament bundle assembly; establishment or maintenance of cell polarity; cell migration. The transcript is spliced from 5 exons.